AAGUAGUACAAAGGUUACUUGAGAAUUCCUUGUAUUCAAUUGUAAAAUAAGGGUUUCGUAUUUAAGAAUAACUUUAAAUAUCUUAACAAUGGUUUUCUGUUACAAAUUAGUAAUGGAAUCUCCACGGCGGUCUGCUUCUGUGUCACCGAGAAGAAAAUCAGCCAGACCAAUUUAUCGUUCAAGUGCUGUGUCAGAUUUGAUAAAAUCUGAGGAUUUUGAAGACAGUAACAACCUAAUUAGUUCUAUUCCCGAGCGGGAGUGGCGCCUGUUGACCGCUCUAGCAAGGAAGAGAGAGGAGAACGCAGAGAGAGACAGACUAGCGGAUGAGUUCCAUAAGAUGUGGAGAGAGGAGAAACGAGAAAGAGAAAUGAUAGAAGCGCAGACGUCGGAACAAUUCAAGCAAUAUAUUAAGGAGAAGCGUCGCCGGGAGCGUUGCAUGGGCGAGUUGGUGCAAGGUCGGCGGCGUCUUCAACAGCACGCACUACAAGGACAGCUGCUAGACUGCAUUCGUUACAAGGAUCAUCGCGCCAAGGAGUUGAUGGCUUUCCAUGAUGAUAUAAAGGUGAGCAGAAUAAUGGACAAUGCUCUGGAAGAGGAAUCACGAGCGUACCUUGCAGCGGACCGGCGUUCGCGGCAACACGCGGCCGAGCACUGCCGGCGCAGCGUGCAACUUAUACAUGCGCUACACAGGGAAGAGAAAGCUAAUAAAAGAAGGAAUGCUUUACUUCGAGAUACAUCUCAGCGUGUAGCGAUAUCGAACGCGCUCAGUACGUGGGAAUCAUCGCUACUGCGUCAGGAGGUGGCGGCGGAGGAGACAUACAGACGUGCGCACGCGAUGGCGCGCGCGGCACAGACUGACGCCCGCGCGGCGCGAUUGGUGCGAGAGCGUGACGUCAGAGCGCGCCGCGCUCGCCGAUUGGCUGAUUUCACAGAGCGGCUCAGAGACGCUAUUAAAAUUGGACAGAUGUAGAUUCAAAAAAUUACAUAUUUUCAAAUUUAUAUUGUAAAAUGUCAGUUAAAUGCUCGGAUAGGCAAAAGAAAAGAAGUACAUGGAGAUGAUAGUUUAAUAUAUUUUCCACCAGAAAAA
Messenger RNA from Papilio machaon (common yellow swallowtail), 1087 nucleotides. Its product is annotated as apical junction molecule. The transcript is spliced from 5 exons. NCBI's taxonomy places the organism in Eukaryota, Metazoa, Arthropoda, Insecta, Lepidoptera, Papilionidae. Bases 89 to 970 code for a protein of 293 amino acids. The record is from RefSeq and is a predicted model, not a curated record.